Molecule: messenger RNA, 1006 nt
Organism: Folsomia candida
Lineage: Eukaryota; Metazoa; Arthropoda; Collembola; Entomobryomorpha; Isotomidae
Product: SEC14-like protein 2
Exons: 6
Coding region: 84-968 (294 amino acids)
Cellular component (GO): cytoplasm
Source: RefSeq, a predicted model, not a curated record
UAUAUACAUAUUCGUUUCCUGACCUUGUGCAAGUUCUCUUCGUCAUGUUCAUAUUCUAUAUUUAUUUUUAAGGAUUUUAAACAAUGGGGAGAAACAUUUAUUCCUUAGUGUUAUUACUUUAUUUUCAGAUUUCCUUGCAAAUUUCGCUGGAUGAAUUUGUAAGUUUGACUAGUAGCCAGAAAGAUGCACUGGAUCAGUUUCGUGAUGCAGUUAGCUCCAAACUACCACACGAUUACAUGAGGGAGGAUGUCUUUUUAAUGCGCUGGUUAAGAGAUCAAAAGUUUGAUGUAUCUAGAGCAACUAGUCGCCUUUUGAAAGAUGUCCAGUGGAGAGAGGACAACGAUAUUGACCACAUUUUACAAGAAGACUGGUCCGAUUUCGACCGCGAGUAUCGGGUCCUUGUUGAAGGCUGUGAUAAAUCGGGACGACCCGUCCUCUCACUUCCGGUCGGCGAUUGGGACCUUCGUCGGGCCAUCGUCGCCGGCCAAUCGGAUCGUCUCAUGCGAUAUUUCAGCAAACUGUUCGAAGAGGCGGCCAUGGUGACGAGAUGGUUUCAAAAAAAUGAGCAAAGAGCUGUCCAAGCAACGAUGAUUUUUGACAUGGGAAAUUUCAACUUAAUCCAACAGGGAUGUGCGAGAUGUAUACCAAUAUUUGUGCACAUUCUGGCCGUUUAUGAGCAACACUACCCAAAUUUCGCACAUAGGGUUAUCGCAAUAAAUACCCCUGAAUUAGCGCUUCCAAUUUAUGACAUCUACAAAAGUAUUUUAUCCAGGGAUGUUACCGACAUGUUACACAUUUUUGGUCGAAACAAGAAAGAAUGGCAACAGUUUUUGCUCGAGGAAAUUGACGAGUCCCAACUUUCAAAAAAUUUGGGUGGGAAAAAUUUCGAAACUUUGGAUUACGGGGAUUUUCGAGGGCUGAAUACUUCACUGUAUAGUUGUGCGUAUUUGAAUUUCCUGCGCAAUUAGUGUAACUUCGGGCGAAUAAACUUUUUGGUUGUUCGGGG